This is a messenger RNA of Orbicella faveolata, 1183 nucleotides long. RefSeq lists its product as uncharacterized. The record is from RefSeq and is a predicted model, not a curated record. NCBI's taxonomy places the organism in Eukaryota, Metazoa, Cnidaria, Anthozoa, Scleractinia, Merulinidae.
GCUUCAUUUCCGCGACGUGCAAAGCAGUUGUGUGGCACUUUGUGUAGUUUCAAUUUCGAUAAAGAGUUGAUGUAUAUUUGGUCGUUUUCGCUUUCUUUGGCCUUAAUCUGCUUCACUUGCAGUGUUCAUUCACAGUCACUAUGCAACGAUGAUUCGGAGUGUGAUCAAAGCCAAGUGUGCUGUGUUGUUUGUACUUCGCGAUCAUCUUGCAACCGAGGGUGCACAAGUGAUGUUGAUUGCUCAUACGGGAAUGAAUGUGACACCUACUCGGGGAAAUGCGUAACUCCGACUGAUCCAACGACCUGGUCAUGGUUCUCAGCUUUUCCUACCUCAAUCAAACAAUACACGCUGCCAGAUAUCGACCGGUGCUAUUGGGAUAGUGACUGUUCUGGAAACACCAGAUGCAUAGGCGGACAGUGUGUAGACCACGAGGACUACGAUCAUUACGACACUACUCACGAUGAAGGAGGGUUGUCAUGGAGCGCAACCAAAAUCGUUGGAAUCAUCUUUUUCGCCGCUGUAGCGGCAGUCCUUUCAUGUCUGUAUCACAUGUGCAGGAAAGCCAGAAAACCGCCUGUACUCGCCACGCGAAAUGCCCAAGCUAGAACAGGAGUGGCAGGGGAAGCCACAAAUACGGCUCACGGCACUGAUCAUGAAAUGCGGCCACCAAGAAAUGCUGUUUCUAAUGGCGGUGUCGUGAUUGCAGUGCUAGAAGUAAACGAAGUUUCUCCUCCUUUACCUCCUGGUGCACCGCCACCUUACAGUACACUGGAUUUCGAGCCUCAGCAACGAAAUGAAAACGAGGAACAACCUCCUCCAAGUUAUGACGAGGCUGUUGGGAAUUCUACAAUGGCUCUGGUGUAGAUUUCAUUCGUCCGAGAGAUUAGAUAUAGUCGACCAGGCGAUUACCUCAAUAAAGGACAGCACUUAUCACAUUAUCAUAAGGGAAAAAAAAAAACGGUUUUGUUGAAGUAAUAAUUUUAAGUUUUACAAACAUGAUAUUUUUGAGUAACUCGGUUGUGUACGAGUUUCAUACCAGUCAACAGUCAUACUAUGGAGUAGUCAACUAAUCUGGUACAAGUCAGACUGGUUUAACCCAGUCAUGAUGCUCAACUUGCGCAAAUAACUUUGACCAAUUUAUUUCCGACUGUUACAAUGUUUUUAUGCUGUGGCUAUAAUGUGC